Messenger RNA from Zingiber officinale, 1634 nucleotides. RefSeq lists its product as uncharacterized. The coding region runs from base 648 to 1460 and encodes 270 amino acids. NCBI's taxonomy places the organism in Eukaryota, Viridiplantae, Streptophyta, Magnoliopsida, Zingiberales, Zingiberaceae. The record is from RefSeq and is a predicted model, not a curated record. The transcript has 9 exons.
AAAUGAGAGAGGUUAACAUCACAGGGGGCCUGCGUCGAUCAGAGGUACAAACUUCUAGGAGGAGUCGGCAUACACCACCAACUCUUCUUGUGGAUUGCUGACUUCUCCAAGGAAACCAAAAAUCUGCUCUCCUGCUAAAGCAUUAAUCACGUACCCAGCCACCAGUCAAAUUUCGCCAAACCCGACACGAACUGUCCUCUCGCACCACAAAAGGCAGCAAGCAUCCUCAGUUGCGAAGUGGCCAUGAGGACACCCCUCCUGCUCAAGGCACAUCGUCCAGGGCAGCCCUGCUGCGUUGUCGCUCGUCUGGCGGAACGCCAGAUCCAGAAAGAAACCGACCUUGCCACUGGUGACGAAGAAAGCAAUAGCUUUAGCAAUAAAGAAACCUUUCCCAACAACUUAAUUUAAUUCAGCACAACGCCACGGCAUCAUCGACGACUCGAGAAAAAAGAAGAUCCACUGCAUUAUCCAGAUAAAAAAGAAAAGAAAAGAAUAGAUGCUGCGCUAACACCCCACUAGAAACAUUUCGAGUGCCACCAUUGACAACAUGUCUGAACUCACUGGAGCUGUAUAAAUUUGUGUCCUGAGCAAACACUCCAACCAUUCAGCUUUGCCAUUUUCUUCUUGAAGGCUUGCAUUAGUGCUGGAUGUUCAUGGCAACUAUUACAAAGGAAGCCAAGUACGACUGUCUGGUCUUUGAUAUGGAUGAUACCUUGUAUCCCUUGACCUCCGGUCUCAAUUUGGCCUGUCGCAAGAACAUCCAAGAUUUCAUGUUGCACAAUCUCCAUAUUGAAGAAAGCCAAGUUGCGAAAAUGUGCCUGGACUUGUACAAAGAAUAUGGGACAACGAUGGCUGGUCUUAAGGAACUUGGUUAUGGAUUUGACGAUGAUGAAUUCCAUGCUUAUGUUCACGGAAGACUGCCAUAUGAAACUUUGAAACCUGAUCCUGUGUUGAGAAGUUUACUACUUUCAGUGCCGCAAAGAAAGAUAAUCUUCACAAAUGCAGACAAGGUUCACACUGCCAAAGUUAUCAGUAGGCUUGGCCUAGAAGAUUGUUUCGAUGGUGUUAUAUGUUUUGAGACACUUAAUCUGACCCCAACUCUUAAUUUUCCUGCUGAAAAGAUCACCACCAUGACUGAUGAUGAUCUAAAGAGCUGGACUUCCGAAGGGAGAAUACUCUGCAAGCCUUCUCUGGAAGCCUUUGAAACUGCAAUCAGGAUUUCAAACAUUGAUCAAAAGAGAACGAUCUUUUUUGAUGAUAGUCCAAGAAACAUAGCAGCAGGAAAGGCAGCAGGUCUUCAUACUGUCCUUGUGGGGAGCUCGGUGUUGGUGCCAGGGGCAGAUCUUGCACUAGAGAGCAUUCACAAUAUAAGAGAAGCCUUGCCUGAGAUAUGGCAGGAUGGAGAGCAGUUUGAACCAGUUCUUGCAGCUACAUCUGCUGAAGCAGUAGUCCUUGCUUAGAUAUUAGUACUAUUGCCACUAUUGAUAGGCCUUGAACCAAGAAAGGCAUGAGAGAAAAGCAAAUUGGCUAGCGAUUGUGAGUGCCUGUUCAUGAUGCUGAUUAUUUAUGUAAGCUCAUCAAUUUACUGCCCAAUAAAGAGAGAGCUUAAUAUGUGAGGCAUGAUAAUUAUUACA